This is a messenger RNA of Racocetra persica, 579 nucleotides long. The record is from the annotation of a GenBank genome assembly. NCBI's taxonomy places the organism in Eukaryota, Fungi, Glomeromycota, Glomeromycetes, Diversisporales, Gigasporaceae.
AUGUAUGCACCCUCUGCUGACGAUUCAAUGUACACAGAUUCCUCACCAGCAGAAACUAGUAACAACGAAUAUGAAAAUGGUCAACAUGGAAUUGGUGCGGAUAUACUUAAUGCUGAUAGUCAGUCACCUAUUAAACGUGAAGAACCCGAAGUAGAUGUAACUGGUGAAGAACCUUCUGCGACAGAAGACCAACCAUCACCUCUAAAAUUUGAUGAUCAAUUUGGGGAAGUUGUUGACGAAGAAAGAGAUAAAAUACAAAGACUGAAUAUGCGUCAUCCCCAUAAUAAUACUGCCGUUAGAGAUUAUCUAAAUAAAACCGUUGUACCUAGUCUUAUGGCGGGACUAAAAAAAAUUGUUAGAGAAAGGCCGACAGAUCCAUGCGAAUUCUUAGGCAGAUAUUUAAUUGAUCAUUGUCAACAUGAUCAUACUAAAGACGAAUAUGGUUCAGAAAUGCGAAUAAAACAUGAAGAUACUGAUGAUUGUGAACGAACAACAACCCGACAGAAACAAAGAAGAGAUAGUAAUUCAAGUUUGGACGUAGGUUCAGAAAUGGAUGUUGAUAUGAUAUUGAAUCCUUAA